AUGCAGGAGGGUGUAGUUGGUCCAGGAUCUAAAGCGACUGAGAGGACACUUUCUGAGUACAUGUGGAAAAAUGUAACUUGUUCUCUUCCCCAAUGUGAAAGAAGCGAUACCUUUAUCACGUGUUUCUCCAUUCAGAGUGAAAUUUCUUGGCAGGGACAUGAUUGGCGCACAUGGAGUGAGGUAAUGAAGUACGAUGACAAUAGGCUGGAGUCCUUUGUGAAACAUUCCAUGGAGCAUGUGUCCAUGGCUUGUGUUCACCUGGCCUCCAAAAUAGAAGAGGCUCAGAGACGAAUCAGGGAUGUCAUCAAUGUAUUCCAUCAACUUCAGCAUGUGAGAGAGAAAAAGAAACCUGUGCCUCUGGUGCUGGAUCAAGAGUAUGUUAAUGUAAAGAACCAGAUUAUAAAGGCAGGGAGACGGGUCCUCAAGGAAUUGGGCUUUGUGUCCUGUGGAGCACCUUCACGCCUUCACGAGACAAUCGUUAUGCACCUUCAGGAGUUAGAAUGUGAGCGCAAUGAACCACUGGUCCAGACUGCAUGGGCCAGGUGUAUGAAUGACAACCUUCGCACAGAUGUGCGGUUCCAGCCUGAAAGCAUUGCUUGUGCCUGUAUCUACCUUGCUGCCUGGACACUGGAGAUCCCUUUAUCCAAUUGGUUUGGAGCAACUGAAGAAGAAAUUUGCUUUAAAAUCUUGCAGCUCUAUACACAGAAAAAUGUUGAUUUGACACAUCUAGAGAGUGAAGUGGAAAAGAGAAAGCAUGCCAUCGAAGAAGCAAAGGCACGAGCAAAGGGUCUGCUCCCAGGGAAUGUGCCAGGUCUGGACAGCGCUGCAGGGUUCUCACCUGCUCCCAAGCUGGUCGAGUCCCCAAGAGAAGGGAAAGGGAGCAAGUCCUCCCCACUCUCAGUAAAGAAUGCCAAACGGAGAAUGGAAGGCCCAAAGAAAGGCAAGGGUGACAGCCCUGUCAAAGGCCUGCUAAAAGGGCGGGAGAGUCGAAGUCGAAGCAGGAGUCGUGAGCAGAACUACUCAAGGUCCCCAUCACGGUCUGCUUCUCCAAAAAGAAGGAAAAGUGAUAGUGGCUCUACCUCAGGUGGGUCCAGGUCACAGAGUCGUUCUCGGAGCCUCAGUGUCUCAGAAGUGAGGGGCUCCCGGAAAUCCAAGGACUGCAAGUACCUCACCCAGAAGCCACACAAUGAAUCGUUGCUUUGCUUUCCCACACGCAUAAAUGCUGUGCUGCAAAGCCGGAAGCGCUGCGAAGCCGGAAGCGCUCUCCUCGGGAAGCGAUGUGGCCAUGUGAUAAUCACCUGCAGGGUUGAUGGCUUUAGCAUAUUCUUAAGGAUUGUGGAAAAACUUGAGAAAUUUGAGCUUGAAAAGCCAAUGAGUAUUAGAAAUGUAGAAGAUAAUGCCGAGAGCAGUGCAGUUGAUAAGAAUUCUGCCAUGUGUAAUUUUAAAGGGAAGUUUUGA
Molecule: messenger RNA, 1458 nt
Organism: Mastomys coucha (southern multimammate mouse)
Lineage: Eukaryota; Metazoa; Chordata; Mammalia; Rodentia; Muridae
Product: cyclin-L2-like
Biological process (GO): regulation of transcription by RNA polymerase II
Cellular component (GO): nucleus
Molecular function (GO): cyclin-dependent protein serine/threonine kinase regulator activity
Source: RefSeq, a predicted model, not a curated record